AAUCAGAAGCCGACUCAGUUUAGGUCGGCAACGACUCGCGCCGGCUCCCCACAAUGGCGCGCGCGCCGAAACUGGGGUGGAAAUUCGCAUACGCCAUUCCCCGUUCGAAAAAAAAAGUAACGCAGAUUUUUUGACAGGUGUUCCUCUGCAUUUAAGCUUGACUUCGGACAGGAAAGUCUUGAAAGAAAAAGGCGAGGCCUGCUUUAUAGCAACCUUCUGUGCCGUAUAAACCUAGAGAAAUUCGGCGCGCACUGACAAAGGAGGAAUCCCAAGGAACGCCUUUGUGUAAACAUAAUUCGUGCCGAUAUAUUGAUACCGAACGCGCCUUGAAUGUCACAAUAAACCAAACAAAAUGGAUCAAAGUAAAGCUCAAGCCAAGCACCUCCCUAUCUCAAAACUCAAAAGGGCAAAAGAUUUAUUCGCAGAAAUGUACUCGUCUAUAGAGAUGCUAAGAGAUAAAGAGAUUGAUUUUCACGGAGCAUCAGUGAAACUUGAUUCCGCAUCCGAGUUGUAUGUGAGAAAAGUUGACACACUUCAUUCAGAAACGAACUUGCUGGCUGGGGACCUCGUCAGUGGGGCAUCCACGAAAAGUUCCACCGAAGAACAGGUCGAAGAGGAUCGAGACGCAGAGCUGAAUUCGGAAUUUGCUAGUGACACAAAAAAAAAGAAUAGGAAGCACAAGACGUUGGAAUCCAACGUGUCGAAUAUUACAACAAAGGACGAACUCAAUGCUUUAGCUGAUUCUCUUUUCCAUAAAAGGAGUGCCGAGUUUGACGCAAACGGCUCGAGAAAUUUGCUGCUUGCUCAGCUGAUGAUUCACAACGGCUACGAGAUCGUUUUCGGUUCGGAAGAUUUGAUUGAGGACCAAGUAGAAGAAGAGGUUUUAUCGAGCUCGGCUUGUGAAUCCGAAGUCAACUUUUUUAAGUGGUUCGAUGAGUUGGUUUCCAACCUUCUGCCGGACGAUUUAUCCAUCUUGAGAAUUUGUCCGGACCGCUUAAAGACCGAGCUGUUUGGUGAUUACGAGAUUCCGGACAUCAACGAGAUGGCUCAAAGGUGGGGCGGAGAACUUGAAGGGCGCGACGACGAAAUCGAGUUUGAUGGGUACGAAAUUGGGAAUCUUUGCGAAAGAAGUCCGGAAGAUAUAUUGAUGUCUAGACAUCAGCUGAGUCAGGAGAUAGAUCAAGUGAGUCAGGCUGAUUUUGGAGAAUUUGAUCCUGAGACGCUGAAGUCUGAAUACUUAUUUAUAGAUGCCGAAAAACAAUCUUGGGUAGGACUGAAGCACUGGAAAUACUCGGUGAAACAAUCCAAUCUGAAAAUGGGUUUAAAUUUUAGCGAGGACGAGUCAGAAGGAGGAAAGUCCGCGUCAGAGUCGAAAAAUCCAAGUAAAAAGAAAAAAAGCGUGUUCAGGGUAGACUUUGACGCAGAAUUGUCGAAAGAAGUUGAGAAGUUGCUACAAUCCUCAGAAGCAACUAGCUGUUACAUCCCUCGCACGAGUACAGAGAAAGCCAAUUCCUAUCUCAACCCAGUUGAAACGCACUAUGACCCUCUGAGUUUUACAGAGCUUUUUUUCCCGCACGCUGUACCAAUUGGUCGUCGCAUGCGGGCGGCAACGUUGGGAUGUGGAGGCGAGGUUUAUCCAGACAACGUCGACAAGGAGGAGGGAGGCGUGCAAUUCGACGACAUAGAUGAAGACGAAGGGGCGAUGUGCGAGGUUGGAUACAACUUUGACAGAAAUGACGACGCAGGAGCAGCGAGCGAGCACAGCGUGCCACUGAGCGCACCCGAUGCCAAUGAGAAUCCGUUGUUUGCGACGUCGAAGUUUACGAGGCUCGAUAGGACGGUUGAUUUGAGGUCGCUGAAAAAGAACAUGUGGGCUCGUUUGUGUACAAAUAGAAACGAAGGCACUAGGAGAUUAGAAUCAGGUACAUCAAGUUCUAAAAGCUUUCAAAAGUUGCUAGAAGAAAUUCCGCAAAUUUUAGAGCCAGAGACCGUCAAGGAUUUGUCGGUUUCAUAUUGCUUUGUGUGUCUGUUACAUUUGGCCAACGAAAAGCAGCUGGAACUCAAGCAAGGGGAGAAGAAUCAGCUGCUCAUUGGUCGCUUGCCUGGCUGAGUUGAAUUUUUGGAGAGCGAUGGCAAGAUUCGGAAGUGAUGCAGGGCAUGUCGCGGAAGAGAUAGGUAUGUGGUUUCCACUGCGUGGAGAAAAAGACGUUGAUUGGAAUUUUGCUGUGUUGGCAACAUAAAAUUUGUGAAAAUUUUGGCGCAUAUUCUCUCUAUACACGCACAAAACUCGCCAGAGAGUAAGUUUUUACGAUAUAGUUCAAGGCGACAUGGUUUCACUAAGUGUAAGUAUAACUACUCAGGAGGAGCCAAACCUUUAUUGGGUGGCAACUUCUAUUCGAAAUUGGCUAUUGUCAAUUCGUCCGUUGCCAUGGGAUCCGACGCAGCAAUUCUUAAACGAUUACAAACUGCUGUUGGAUAUACGUCUUGGCAAGUCAAUGAAGAGACACGUGCGCCGAUUCGCUAGGAGUAUCGGCCUCGAGUCUGUACGAGACUUAGAAGGAGUGAAAAUAUAUUUACCGGCGUUGUGCCCAUCAGACAGGCUUCUUGACUUUGUCUCUAGUCGAGAUUCGGUCAACAACUACGUUAAUGCCGUGCUGGUAAAAGACCGCCAUUCAAUUCAGAAGGGCAUAACUCAAAUUUUAGACUAUUUGUAUCUGGGGAGUGGACUAGAUGCCAGCGAUACCGAGGCUUUAGAAAGCCUCGGUAUUUAUCGAGUUUUGAAUGUUGCCCAAGACUGGCAUGGGCGGAAUAUAGAAAACGGCUUAUUUAAAGUAGAAAAGAUAGGACUACUGGAUGACCAGUAUCAGGAGUUGAUAGAGCCUCUGUACAAAGCUGUGGAGAUCAUUGAAGACGCGCGCAAAAAUGGCCAGAAAAUUCUUGUACAUUGUAUCUUAGGAAAAUCAAGAAGUGCAUCUAUCGUUUUAGGGUAUCUGAUGAUUCAGCGUAAGAUGCCUCUGAACGCUGCGUUCGAACUUGUGAAGAGUAGGAGGCCCAUUAUCUUUCCCAACAUGAGGUUUAUGACCGAUUUGCUCAGGUUAGAAUGGAAACUUUUCCGUUACAAAACGAUAGAUAUUCAACAUUAUGAAAGUCAACUCGUUGCUGAGUGUACUGCGGACCGUACUCGUUCCAAGACAAGUACAGACAGUUGAUGAAUUGGAGAGGGUACCAGAUUUGUUUUGAUGCCGAGAAAAAAAAUAGAGUGUGUCCAGAAAUAUUUUUAGACCAUGACUAAGAAUAACAUAAAAACCAACUCAAUAUCGCGCUGCUCUGUGUUCAACAUUACGGUUAUACGCGAGGGUUGCGUAUUGAUUUAUUCUGAUCUUAA
Molecule: messenger RNA, 3385 nt
Organism: Schistocerca gregaria
Lineage: Eukaryota; Metazoa; Arthropoda; Insecta; Orthoptera; Acrididae
Exons: 5
Coding region: 353-2110 (585 amino acids)
Biological process (GO): mitotic chromosome condensation
Cellular component (GO): condensin complex
Molecular function (GO): chromatin binding
Source: RefSeq, a predicted model, not a curated record